This is a messenger RNA of Dovyalis caffra, 1185 nucleotides long. The record is from the annotation of a GenBank genome assembly. NCBI's taxonomy places the organism in Eukaryota, Viridiplantae, Streptophyta, Magnoliopsida, Malpighiales, Salicaceae.
AUGAAAAAAGACGAGCAAAACCCAGCAGUAGCACCUCUUCUCCCUUGCUGCCUGCUACUGUGCGCCUUUAUUGCUUUGCGUGCGCCUGUUGCGCACGACCCUAACCUGCGCAUCACCACUCCCUCCAACACCGAAGAAACCGAUACCAAUAAGAUAAUCGAGAUCUCGAAUCGGCGGCGAUCGAUGUCGAAAGCGCGAGUUUAUACCGAUGUUAAUGUUCUGCGUCCUAAAGAGUAUUGGGAUUACGAGUCUCUCACUGUUCAAUGGGGAGAUCAAGAUGAUUAUGAGGUUGUUCGGAAAGUUGGAAGGGGAAAGUAUAGUGAAGUUUUCGAAGGCAUAAAUGUCAAUAGCAAUGAACGCUGUAUUAUCAAGAUCCUCAAACCUGUGAAGAAAAAGAAGAUUAAGAGGGAAAUAAAAAUACUUCAGAACCUUUGUGGUGGCCCAAAUGUUGUGAAGCUUCUAGACAUUGUUAGAGAUCAGCACUCAAAAACUCCGAGCCUCAUAUUUGAAUAUGUGAACAGUACAGACUUCAAAGUUUUGUACCCCACUUUGACUGACUAUGACAUACGCUACUACAUAUAUGAGCUUCUCAAGGCAUUAGAUUACUGCCACUCACAAGGAAUAAUGCAUCGAGAUGUCAAGCCUCACAAUGUCAUGAUAGACCAUGAGUUGCGAAAACUCCGCUUGAUAGACUGGGGUCUUGCUGAAUUUUACCAUCCUGGCAAGGAGUAUAAUGUCCGAGUGGCCUCGAGAUAUUUUAAGGGGCCUGAACUUCUUGUUGAUUUACAAGACUAUGACUAUUCUUUAGACAUGUGGAGCCUUGGUUGCAUGUUUGCCGGAAUGAUAUUUAGGAAGGAGCCAUUCUUUUAUGGCCAUGACAACCAUGAUCAGCUUGUCAAAAUCGCAAAGGUUCUUGGAACUGAUGAGCUAAAUGCAUAUCUGAACAAAUAUCAUUUAGAGCUUGAUCCUCAACUUGAUGCGCUUGUUGGGAGGCACAGUAGGAAACCCUGGUCCAAGUUUAUUAAUACAGAUAAUCAGCACCUUGUGUCUCCAGAGGCCCUUGAUUUUCUUGAUAAGCUUCUUCGGUAUGAUCAUCAAGACAGGCUUACUGCUAGAGAAGCAAUGGCCCACCCGUAUUUCUCUCAAGUGAGGGCUGCAGAAAGCAGCAGGAUGCGGACGCAGUAG